ACAGCAUGUCCAAGCCGGUGGACCACGUCAAGCGCCCCAUGAACGCCUUCAUGGUGUGGUCGCGGGCUCAGCGGCGUAAGAUGGCCCAGGAGAACCCUAAGAUGCACAACUCCGAGAUCAGCAAGCGCCUGGGAGCAGAGUGGAAGCUGCUCACCGAGUCGGAGAAGAGGCCGUUCAUCGACGAGGCGAAGCGCCUGCGAGCCAUGCACAUGAAAGAGCAUCCCGACUACAAGUACCGGCCCCGGCGCAAGCCCAAGACGCUGCUCAAGAAGGACAAGUUCGCCUUCCCGGUGCCUUACGGCUUGGGCGGCGUGGCGGACGCCGAGCACCCGGCGCUCAAGGCGGGAGCCGGGCUGCACGCAGGCGCGGGCGGAGGCCUGGUCCCCGAGUCUCUGCUCGCCAACCCGGAGAAGGCGGCUGCCGCAGCCGCCGCCGCCGCCGCGCGCGUCUUCUUCCCGCAGUCGGCGGCCGCCGCCGCCGCCGCCGCUGCAGCCGCCGCCGCGGGCAGCCCCUACUCGCUGCUCGACCUGGGCUCCAAGAUGGCAGAGAUCUCCUCGUCGUCGUCCGGCCUGCCGUACGCAUCGUCGCUCGGGUACCCGACCGCGGGCGCGGGCGCCUUCCACGGGGCGGCGGCGGCGGCUGCAGCGGCCGCGGCGGCCGCCGGGGGGCACACGCACUCGCACCCCAGCCCGGGCAACCCGGGCUAUAUGAUCCCGUGCAACUGCAGCGCGUGGCCCAGCCCCGGGCUGCAGCCGCCGCUAGCCUACAUCCUGCUGCCAGGCAUGGGCAAGCCUCAGCUGGACCCCUACCCCGCGGCCUACGCCGCCGCGCUAUGACCCCGCGGGGCCCACCCGCGAGGACCUGAGUGCGCACGUGUACAUAUGUAUAGGUACGAGACUGGCGGCCUUCCGGUGCGCCCUCGGACGACCGGGGGCCCGGUUUGUAUGUACAUAGAUGUAUAGGUGUCGGGCAGAGGCGGAGAUGCCAGCCAGCCGUGGCUUGAGUGGCCGAGCGCUCGAGGGCGCGCGAGAGAGUGUGCGUGUAGAUUCUAGGAUCCUUUCCCACCCGCACUUCUGCAGCCAGCUUUAAGAGCGCGGUUAUGUGCGUCCGCCAGCUCGGUGUUUGCUUUGCACUUCGGAACCUGUUGCGUUUACCCGUAGAGGUGGGUGGGAGGAGAAACUUUAACGCAACGGUGGGCUUUCCCGUUUUGUUGUUUGGAUUUUUUGCUUUUGUGCGUGUGUCUCAUCGAUCCUCCCUCCCGGUCCUCCUCGGUCUGUGUUGCAUGCACCCGGUUCUGACGUUAGGUUUGAAAAAUGUGGCAAAGGAGAGAGUUGAUGACCUUUCCUUAGGUUCUUAGAGAAGGGUGGCUCCAGACAGACGUCCUCUGCCCGUCCUGUUUGAACCCUGCAGAACUCUGCAGACCCCACACCGGAUCUGCUCCUGACCAGUGACCGGCUCGAAUCUGGCCUUUGUAUGGGAGAUGAUCACCGUUUCUUUUGUUUCAUCCCGUAUGCAAAUAAAAGCGGGAGCCCUUUUUUCUUUUCUUUUUCUUUCUUCCCCAAGAAAAAGAAAUGCGAAAAAAAAAUCUGUGCGGGUGGAAGUUGUCAGUUGGAUAUUCUGCCCCUGGAAAAUGUACUAGAAGUCUCCCUGAGUCCACUGGCUUGGACUUGUGACGCGGUUUACGAAAGUAUGGAAAGCUCGCAUGCUGGUUUCCCCUCAUGGCUGAGUUCACCUCAAGACUGUAAAUGUGUGUAUGUCAGUGAAAACAUUGAGUCUUGGAAAGUGUGUUAUUCUCGUUGCCCUAAAUUUGAGUCGGUUUUAGACUCAAAAACAGAAAGAAAAAAAACAUGUUGAGCAAAUGUCAAAGUUAACUUUUAAGAAUUGCGGAACUAUUUCAGAAUCGCAAUUUUAUCUAAGAUUAAAUCAGACGUUUUUGUCUGGGUCGUAACUAUAUAUUUAUUAUUUAGCAAAACUGGAAAAGAAAAACAGAAAGAAAGCACAGAAUUGUUUUUAAAAAUGCCUCAUUGUCAUCUAGCAUUCCUCUGGCACGCGCUGUUUAAUGUGUUUUUCGGAGUUCCCUUUCCGAAUAGCUUAUUUUCUAGACCGCCUGCAAUUCACUUGCAAAUUCUGAUGAAAUACAUUUUAGAAAAAAAAUCUCAAAUUAUAGCGUUUUCCUUUUGAAAUGUAUAUAUUUUGACUAAUGUUUGUGAAUGGAGUUGCUAACAUGUAUUUAGUUUCAUUUUGGCUUUAUGUAAGAUAAAGUUUUAAAAGUUUAAUUAUUGGUUUUAACUUUUAUGUGUAAAUGGAUUUCUUGUGCGAUCUUCUAAUUUAAUAUUAGAUGUGUCUAAGCUAUAUCUGUAAA
This is a messenger RNA of Chionomys nivalis (European snow vole), 2362 nucleotides long. It is a transcript of the gene Sox21, whose product is annotated as SRY-box transcription factor 21. The record is from RefSeq and is a predicted model, not a curated record. The transcript has a single exon. Lineage: Eukaryota; Metazoa; Chordata; Mammalia; Rodentia; Cricetidae. Gene Ontology annotation, biological process: cell differentiation; regulation of DNA-templated transcription; anatomical structure morphogenesis. Gene Ontology annotation, molecular function: DNA-binding transcription factor activity, RNA polymerase II-specific; RNA polymerase II cis-regulatory region sequence-specific DNA binding. The coding region runs from base 6 to 836 and encodes 276 amino acids.